Messenger RNA from Galeopterus variegatus (Sunda flying lemur), 3157 nucleotides. It is a transcript of the gene SVOP, whose product is annotated as SV2 related protein homolog (rat). Gene Ontology annotation, molecular function: transmembrane transporter activity. The coding region runs from base 86 to 1732 and encodes 548 amino acids. NCBI's taxonomy places the organism in Eukaryota, Metazoa, Chordata, Mammalia, Dermoptera, Cynocephalidae. The record is from RefSeq and is a predicted model, not a curated record. Gene Ontology annotation, cellular component: membrane. Gene Ontology annotation, biological process: transmembrane transport. The transcript has 16 exons.
UCCCGGUGCUGAAGCCCCAAGCGCUCAUCAUCCACCACUACCAUGUAAGGGCCAUGAAAAGGGCUCGUCCUGGCACAGCGCGGACAUGGAGGAGGACUUAUUCCAGCUCAGGCAGCUGCCGGUGGUGAAAUUCCGUCGCACAGGUGAGAGUACAAGGUCAGAGGACGACACGGCUUCAGGAGAACAUGAGGUCCAGAUUGAAGGGGUCCGUGCGGGCUUAGAGGCUGUUGAGCUGGACGAUGGGGCAGCUGUGCCCAAGGAGUUUGCCAAUCCCACUGAUGAUACUUUCAUGGUGGAAGAUGCGGUGGAAGCCAUUGGGUUUGGAAAAUUUCAGUGGAAGCUGUCUGUUCUCACCGGCUUGGCAUGGAUGGCUGAUGCCAUGGAGAUGAUGAUCCUGAGCAUCCUGGCACCACAGCUGCAUUGCGAGUGGCGGCUCCCCAGCUGGCAAGUCGCAUUACUGACCUCGGUGGUCUUUGUAGGCAUGAUGUCCAGCUCCACGCUCUGGGGAAAUAUCUCAGACCAGUACGGCAGGAAAACAGGGCUGAAGAUCAGCGUGCUCUGGACUCUGUACUACGGCAUCCUCAGUGCUUUUGCACCCGUGUAUAGCUGGAUCCUGGUGCUCCGGGGCCUGGUGGGCUUUGGGAUCGGAGGGGUCCCCCAGUCGGUGACGCUGUAUGCUGAGUUCCUUCCCAUGAAAGCCAGAGCUAAGUGUAUUCUGCUGAUUGAGAUCUUCUGGGCCAUCGGCACAGUGUUCGAGGUCAUCCUGGCUGUGUUCGUGAUGCCCAGCCUGGGCUGGCGUUGGCUGCUCAUCCUCUCGGCUGUCCCGCUGCUCCUCUUUGCCGUUCUGUGUUUCUGGUUGCCAGAGAGUGCAAGGUACGAUGUGCUGUCGGGGAACCAGGAAAAGGCAAUUGCCACUUUAAAGAGGAUAGCAACAGAAAACGGAGCCCCCAUGCCACUGGGGAAACUCAUUAUCUCCAGACAGGAAGACCGAGGCAAAAUGAGGGACCUUUUCACACCCCACUUCAGAUGGACAACUUUGUUGCUGUGGUUUAUAUGGUUUUCCAAUGCAUUUUCUUACUAUGGAUUAGUUCUACUCACCACAGAGCUCUUCCAGGCAGGGGAUGUCUGCAGCAUCUCCAGCCGGAAAAAGGCAGUAGAGGCAAAAUGCAGCCUGGCCUGUGAGUACCUGAGCGAGGAAGAUUACAUGGACCUGCUGUGGACCACCCUCUCUGAGUUCCCAGGUGUCCUUGUGACACUGUGGAUUAUUGACCGCCUGGGUCGCAAGAAGACCAUGGCCCUGUGCUUCAUCAUCUUCUCCUUCUGCAGCCUUCUGCUGUUCAUCUGUGUUGGAAGAAAUGUCCUCACUCUGCUACUCUUCAUUGCAAGAGCGUUUAUUUCUGGAGGCUUCCAAGCAGCCUAUGUUUACACACCUGAGGUCUACCCCACGGCAACGCGGGCUCUGGGCCUGGGUACCUGCAGUGGCAUGGCAAGAGUGGGUGCUCUCAUCACUCCGUUCAUUGCCCAGGUGAUGCUGGAAUCCUCUGUGUACCUGACCCUGGCAGUUUACAGUGGCUGCUGCCUCCUGGCUGCCGUGGCCUCCUACUUUUUGCCCAUUGAGACCAAAGGCCGAGGACUGCAGGAGUCCAGCCACCGGGAGUGGGGCCAAGAGAUGGUCGGCCGAGGGAUGCAUGGCCCAGGCGUCACCAGAUCGAACUCUGGCUCUCAAGAAUAGUGACCAGAGUGGGGCUGAACUGGUCUUUGAGGCUGUAGAGCACAGGGAGCUGGCGGAGCCUGGCUGGGACACCGAUCGUCACUGCCGACAUCAAGAACUCGCCCAAGAGUAUGAACUGGACUGACAGGGUUUUGUGUCUUGACUCUGUUUGCUUGUAUUCAUUGAGAUCCACUCCGGGAUGGGGAGGUGUUUGCUCUGGGGGGUUCUUGGUAUGUGUGGGGGAAGGUUUGUUAAUAACCUCUGGAUCUGCAUGAGAAAACUACCACAUUAGGAGGGUCCAGUGAUGCCAGCAGCCAACCAGACGCCAUCCAGAGUUACCCUGUCACACCCUCAGUGAACAACAACCAAAAGAUCUCUGUAGAUACAGUCCAGGCCCACACACAUGAGACACCUGCCAUCCACCAACUGGACCUGUUCUAUAGGUUUCACCUACACCCCGGCCCCAGGCUUUCUUCUUGGAAAUUGCAGGUGACCAAGUGUGGCCUGAGCAGUUUUUUCUUGAGUCAGAGAAACACUCCUUUCCUCGGCAGGGGCCCCUCUGUUUUCCUCCCCAGGGCCUGACUGGGGGAGACUCUGGCAGAUGGACAUGUAUUUGAGCUUGAGCCACAUGCCCCCACCUGGCCCUCUCUGGGGUUGCUGUCCCUGCUCCGGGGAUCCAAAUGUGUCCCCAGGGUCAGCUGGGCUUGCACCAGAUGACAACCUCAGAAAGCUGUUACCCCACUCCCACUCCCGGAAACGGGACUGAGACCAAAGGAGGUGAAGAUGGAGCCCAAAGCCAAAGCAGGGGGCUCCCCUUCUGAAGCAGCAAGGGCUACGCAGGGACUUCUUUUCUGGCCCCCUCCUUGGUCAGGCUGAAUGAUGACUUGGGGAAAGAAAACCGUUUACUUAUGUGUCAGGGCUUUGGAUCUUGUGCACAGUUAGAUGGUGGAAUGGGUUAGAAACUGGAAGAAUCCUACACCACCACCUCCCCAGCCUCCACUCCCACCCUCAUAGGGGUCAGGGACCAGGAAUCCCUGAUGCAAAGCUGCCCCUCUGUCAAGGGUUAGCCUGGUCUUUACACAAAGGCAGCCCUGGGGUUCCAGUGACGGCGCCUGCAGCAGGGAUGCCAUGGAGUCGGCGGGGAGGGGGGCAGAUGUGUGGAAUGUGUACACUUUCAAAGGAGGAGGGGGAGGCCAGUGGGGUUUGGGGUUGGCCUUAGGAGGAAGGAAGGGCUGGAGCUGCGUCUCAGCAGACUACAUCCACUUCCAGGAUUUGGUUUACACAAGCCUUUUGCCCAUGGUGAAGGCCAGAGACCUAGAGAAGGCAGGAGGAAGCUGCCAGAUCCCACCAAAGGCCAGAGAAGACCAAUCCUCAGCUUGAGGUAAACAUUGCAAGGAGGCCAGAUGUGUGUGUUCAUCUCUUAUUAAAACGUGUCAGUGACAGACA